AUGAUGCCCUUCGGAGCGGGCCGCAGGAUGUGCCCGGGAUAUACGCUCGCCAUGCUGCACUUGGAGUUCUUCGUCGGGAGCCUCGUGAGGGAGCUGGAGUGGCUGCCGGCGGUGGACGGGGAGGAGGUGGACAUGACCGAGGUGCUGGAUUUCACCACCCUCAUGAAGAAUCCCCUCCGUGUUCGCGCCAUCCCAAGGACUUGA
This is a messenger RNA of Triticum turgidum subsp. durum (durum wheat), 204 nucleotides long. NCBI's taxonomy places the organism in Eukaryota, Viridiplantae, Streptophyta, Magnoliopsida, Poales, Poaceae. The record is from the annotation of a GenBank genome assembly.